This is a messenger RNA of Parasteatoda tepidariorum (common house spider), 2670 nucleotides long. Its product is annotated as rap1 GTPase-GDP dissociation stimulator 1. Gene Ontology annotation, biological process: positive regulation of GTPase activity. NCBI's taxonomy places the organism in Eukaryota, Metazoa, Arthropoda, Arachnida, Araneae, Theridiidae. The record is from RefSeq and is a predicted model, not a curated record. Gene Ontology annotation, molecular function: guanyl-nucleotide exchange factor activity; protein binding.
UUAUGUGAUUGUAAUUAUUUUUUAAUAUAAAAAUUAUACAAUACAUCAAUUUAACAUUUCUAAAAGCCGCAAUGGAGGAAAUGUCUGAUACACUUUAUGAACUCAAUCUUGGGAUUAAAGAAAAUAAAUCCUCUCCAGAAAUCCAGAAAGUUUUAAUGAAAAUAAAUAAACAGAUUUCUGCUGAAGGCUGUGACAAAAAAUCUUUAAUGGAAUACUUAAUCAAGAAUGGGAUUGUGGAUACAUUUUGCUUAAUUUUGAAGUCAAGAGAACGUUUUUCUGCUUCUACAUUUGCUUUAGUGGCUGAAAUUCUGGCUGAAGUAGCUAAGCUUGAUUCUGGUCGUCAAAUUUGCAGUGAUAGUGCUGUUAUUGUUCCAUUAUUAGAGUUGUUGUUAAACAAUGAUUCUAAUGUUGUUUUACAAGUCUGUAGAGCACUAGGAAACAUUUGCUAUGAUAAUGAUGCUGCUCGAAGUUUAGUAAAGGAACACAAUGGUGUUGAUAGACUCAUACAACUGCUGAGAAAUCUCUUGGAGAAAGACAAUCUACCUGAAAAUUUAAGGACAAUUACAUCGGGUUGUCUCCUGAAUUUAACAGAUACCUAUGAGGAAAUACAAGAUCAAGCAGUAGAAGCAGGAAUUUUAGAUGUUUUGCUUCAAUACCUUUUGAAGUUUAGCUCAGAUGAAGAUGUUGUUACUCAUUGUUUAUUGGUUCUCAGUUGCCUGGCUGAUAGUAAUAAUGGCCGUGCAAAAAUACUUGAAAAGUCUGUCCUUUCUUCUCUGCUUAAUCUACUAGAGAAACCUUUAAAUGAUGACAUUUUAGAUUCUCUUCUUGAACUUUUUGGAAAUCUUUGUGAAAAUGAUUCUGCAAAACUCAGCUUGGCAGAAAUGGGCUUAUGUGAAAAACUAGUGCAGCUGGUCAGGAAGCAUUUAAGUUCUGGAAAUGUUGUCAAUGGUACAUUCAAUGUGUGUAAAACUGUUCCGGAUUUAGUCAUAUUGAUUCUAACUGGUGAUGCAAGCAUGGAACAUUUGUGGAACGAUGGGCAAGGAGUUGUGUAUAAAGAAACUUUAUCAUGGCUAAAAAGUAAUGAUGAAAAUCUUCUUAUUGCGGGUGCUUUAGCAACAGGAAACUUUGCUAGAAAAGAUAGUCAUUGCAUUCAAAUGUUAGCUGAUGGUGUUGUAGAAGAACUGCGAUCACUUUUGGCGAAACAUUCUGGUAGGGAUGGGGACAUUAGAAUGCAGCAUGCUGUCCUUUCAGCAUUGAGGAAUUUAGCUAUUCCUGCUCAAAAUAAAGCAGCUAUGGUCAAUCUGGGUGUUGUGUCUAACCUGAUUGAAAUGAUGAGUGUUGAGACAUUUCCUGUAGUUUUCAAACUCCUUGGUACUUUGAGAAUGUUACUUGACAAGCAAGAAAAUGUUGCAAAAUCUGUUGGUGAAAAUUAUGGUUUUGUAAAGAGGCUUGUGGGAUGGAGUAAUGUGGAAGAUCACCCUGGUGUCAAGGGUGAAUCAACAAGACUUCUAGCUUGGUUGGCAAAAAAUUCUAAAUCACCUGUGGUUAUGAAGAAUCUUGUCAAAACCAAUGCUUUACCCCCAGUGAUAUCAAUGAUGAAAUCAGAGCAUGUUGUUAUGCAGAAUGAAGCAUUAGUUGCAAUUACUUUAGUUGCUACAAGUUGUUUAAGUGAUGUGGAAGAAAUUGCUGGUUCAACAGAUUUAAUCAAUACUUUAUAUCAAGUCAUGGGAAGCGAUAUAAUUGUACCAGAACUCACUCAAAAUGCUUUAUCCCUUCUUGUGGUUCUUUCAAGCUCUGCUAAAUUGCGACCUGUGAUUAAUGCUACCCCUAUACGCUCAGAUCUGAAAGCUUUAAAAAAUCACAAUGAUGAGAAGAUCAAAGAAUUAGCUGGAAAAGCUCUUCAGUUGCUUGAAAAGUCAAAAGCUACUUGAAUGAUUUAGGUCUCAUUGUGUUGUUUUUAAUGUUUGCUCACAUUCUUUUUAUGAUAUUUUUAUGAGACAUCUAUUUUCAAAACCAGAUAUAUCACUUUUGUUAAAUUUUUCAGAGGAUAGUAAAGAUAUUAUAAACUCAUUUAGUUGCAAUAGUAUUAUGCUGAAUCUUUUUUCAUUGGAAGAUUUUUUAAAAUUUGUUUUUCCACUUAGUGCCACUGAUUUUAACCAAAUUCUAAGUUGUUAUAUAUUUUUUUUUCGUGAGUAGUUAGUAUGAUUUUAAAAAAGCUAAAUUUUUUCCCUCUGUUUGGUUUUUAACUAUGCUAUAGAAUCCAUCAGGUUUUGCUAUAAAAAAAGGUGUAUUUCUAUUCAAGAAAUAUCCCUCUUUUGCUUUAUAUAUUUUAUUAAUCAUCAUAAUUAAAACUUUAAAAGAGUGUAGUAAGGGCAAAAAACUUUAUUAGAACAAUUAACUUUUAAGUGAUAUACAGCAGCCAGUGCAUAUUUUUUUAAACUGAUUUCUUUACUUAUUUUCAUUUUGAGCUAGCUACUGUAUCCAGACCACAAAAUGUAACUGUUACUGAUACCUAUUAUGGAAACUGAAAGUAUGUAGCAUAAUCGGUUAAUUAAAAAAAAUCUCUCUAUCUGGUUUUUAAAUUAGAGGUCUCAGAUUGUAAAUUAUUAUUUCAUUAUAAAUGCAGUCAUUUUUUCCCAGAGAAGCAAACUUUUAAACUUAAUACAUUUU